This is a messenger RNA of Mercenaria mercenaria, 4537 nucleotides long. RefSeq names its product roundabout homolog 2-like. Lineage: Eukaryota; Metazoa; Mollusca; Bivalvia; Venerida; Veneridae. Bases 993 to 4376 code for a protein of 1127 amino acids. The record is from RefSeq and is a predicted model, not a curated record. Gene Ontology annotation, biological process: cell-cell adhesion. Gene Ontology annotation, cellular component: cell-cell junction. Gene Ontology annotation, molecular function: cell adhesion molecule binding. The transcript is spliced from 22 exons.
AGGAAGGCGGAGCUUGCCUACAUUAGCUUGUCAAUCAUUGGGUCUAUUUUCCGUUCUACCAUUGCUUGCCUUGUAAAUACACUUCAGGUAGUAUCCUACCUGUAUACUACAUCAGUUAUCGUACAUUUUGACUCUAUAUGGUGUUAAUUGCUGUUACGUACAAAUUAAUGGAUUAUUUUAUGUUUAAUUAAUUAGAUUUAAGAAAUUUAAAGUGAUAUAUUUCCCAUUAGAAGUCUUUUAAUCAAAACACUGUUUAAUAACAGAUUUUUUUAUAUAAAAGUGACAAACGUUAUAUGGAUGGUUAUUUUUGCGAAUUUAAUCCAUCAGAGGUAGUUUUAUGGAGUGGCUACUAUUAAUUUAUUUACUAUAGCGUGUAAGGUCAGUUUUCCAGUAUACUUAUAGUGUGUUCGUAUAUGAAUAAGGUAUAUUACCGUAUAAUUUUCUGUUCAUAAAAGAGUUGGAAAAUUAACCUUGUGAGAAUUUGAAAUAGAUUGGCGUAUUUCAUGGAUGUAUGAAUCACAUUUAGUGGUUGUGCCAGCUUAAAUUUUUAUUGGAUUAAAUUACUAUUUAAGGCCCAACAGACAGACCAUUUACUUUAUGGUUCAUUGAGGAGGGAAAGGACACUGGAUAUCUAUUGAAAGGAAAUAAGAAAAAAGCUGACUGUAGACUGUGCACACAAGUGGAAAUUUAUGUUAACCAAGGUGACACCUACAAGCCAAUGACAUCUUAUUGAGUGUCGUAAAUAUUAGAACACCUACAAUACAGAGGAUUUGCACAUUGGGGACAAAGCUUAAUGUUGGAAUAUGUAGAAUUCAGGGAAUUGGAGUUAAAAAAUCAGUGCUUUGUAUCCAUGUGGAAUUAGUUUACCUUAGUGCAUUAGAGAAAAGUUAUUUAAUUUUUCCUUGGAUUACAACUUGACACAGUGUCAUCGAAGUUUGACAAUCAGAAAUUUUGGAAGAUUUCGGCGUGAUGCCAUUUUUGUUGUCAUAGCGAUGUGUCUACAACAAGAUGGGAGUCGAGCUAUAAAGAUCAGCUCCCCAGCUUUGCUGAGAUGUAUUGUAAUAGUAUUAGGGUUGUUGACGUUAGCGAAAGGAGCGACAUGGAUCACUCAGCCAAAAGACCAGAGUGUCACUGUGGGCAGGAACGUGACUUUCCCUUGCGAGGUUCGAGACCCGGGCAACAAUUUGACCAAAGUUUGGAACAAAGGAACAACCCCAAUUUUCAUAAAUGGUGUUGGAGCAAAUAUUGGGGACAGAUUUUCUAUAAUUGGAGUGAACACACUUUUUAUACGGAAUGUGGAAUUAGCUGAUGAUUCUUUCUAUACUUGCUCAAUAUUUACAUUUGAUAAUGUGCAAGUCAAACUCACAGUUUUAUUGCCGCCAGGGCCUCCAUCCAUCACCACAAAUGUAUCAUCAAAUCAAUUUGUUGAAAAUUCUGUGAUAUCUUUUAACUGCUCAUCUUCGGGCGGAAAACCUGCGCCCAAAAUUGAAUGGCUGCGCAAUGGACAGCCUUUAAAUAGUGCUAUAUAUUCCCCUCCCUCUGUGGAAAUGGGGACAGCUUCUAGUCAAAUUGUUGUUACAUUAGAACGUUCUGAUCACAGUGCUAAUUAUUCAUGUAAAGUUUAUAAUGAAGCAAAUCAGGAUUCCCCAAUAGUUGAUUCAAGGACUUUAAAUGUGCAAUAUGCCCCUUCCAUCCGUUUUGAACCUAAUUAUUCCCCAUACCAUGUAAAGCUAAACAGCCAGUUUAACUUGCGGUGUGUUGUUGACGCAAAUCCCAGCUACACCUCUAUAGAAUGGUAUAAAGAUGGUGAACAGUUAGCAGUCGCAGUUCCUGUCUAUCCCAUAAACUCAGUACAAAAGAGCCAUCAUGGUAAUUAUACAUGUAAAGCUAGAAAUUCCAUCCAAGGAAGGGCGUAUGAAGCAAGCGCAUCUGUCUUUAUUGAUGUUAUUUAUGCCCCUGUAAUCACUACGCAAAAUCUCAUUAUCGCAAACAUCUCCACGCCAGUCAGUAUGACAUGUCAAGUAGAUUCAAAUCCUACAGCUACAAGAAUUACCUGGAGAAAACUCGGAAGUGACCCAAUUGAAGCUAAUGGACCAGUCUUUCAGUUUACAGCUGCUAAACGUUUCGACGGAAACUACGCUUGCACAGCCUUUAGUCGGUUAGAGCCUUCCGGACUCCCAGCAGAAGACAUCUCCUCUACCGGCAACACCACCGUUAAAAUACAAUAUGCCCCUGGUCAGGCAUCUAUCAGACCGGUAUCUUCAGUUCUUGUUGGUCAAACAGUAAUGCUGUCGUGUACGGUUGCUGAUCAAGGCUACCCAUACCCUGUGUAUGAAUGGCGCAAAUCUGGCAACUCGCAAAUUUUGCAGUCAACAACAACAGCCACAUACAGGAUUGAGAGUGCAUCUCUAGCAGAUAAUGGGGACUACACAUGUUUACCGAGAAACUUGAUGGGACAAGGGACACCUGCCACAAUUAGAGUUGUUGUCAAUUCUCCCCCAGAGUUUAUCGAGUCCACUCCACCAGGGAUUGUUCACACAAUACCAAUCACACAGUCUAAUGUAUACCUUCAACACAAAGUGGAUGGUCGCCCAGCUCCAAACGUCCAGUGGUUCAAAGAUGGACAACCUCUGGCCAUGAUGAGUGACCUGUAUAAUAUAGAAUCUACAAAUGUUGCUAUAGAUCAAUAUAGAUACAGAGUUACCACACGUGUUUCCUUUACUGGUUCAGGAAGGGAUCAGAACAGAUUGCAGAUAAAUGACCUGGGAAAUUAUACAUGUCGUGUAAUGUCUGCUGACACUGGACCACCUGUUGAAAAAUCUACAUUCCUUUCCAUUCAAUUUGCUCCAGAAGUUACUGCCAGCCCUCGUGUUGCAGCAGACAUUGGGGACUCUGCCAGGUUAAAAUGUGUUGCGCAGGCGAAUCCUGCCCCAGUUUUCUACUGGUUCAGACAAGGUCAGAGGAUAUCAAAUAGUUCAAGGAUAACAUUAGGUUACCAAGCAACAGACGGAACAGCAACUUACGAAGGAUUUUUACAGAUACAGUCAGCUCAACAAGAUAGUUUUGGCAACUAUACAUGUGAAGUAAACAACUCUAAAGGCCAGAUCAGGAAAAUACUAACUCUUUCUGUCAAAGAUAAACCCGAGGCACCAAUAAAUUUACAGUCUACUGAGAAGACUUGGGAGUCUGUUAAAUUAAAAUGGGAGCCAGGCUUUAAUGGUGGUUAUCCGCAAACAUUCUUUAUAGUUGUACAAAGUGUUUAUGGUGAAAAAACGUUUGAAGUCUACCCAAAUGGAGUUAACACAUUUAAUGUAACUCGACUGAUGCCUCACACCUCCUAUAAUUUCUUCGUCUUUGGCCAAAAUGCAUUAGGGAGGGGACCUAAUUCUGAGGCUUUUACAGAUACUACUCUUGUUUUAUCAUUCCCUGCUCUGACAGAAAUUCCAAAGUUCCAAGUUGAGGAGAAGAAAUUAGAAAUUCACCAUGAACUUGGCCAGUUGUACUGCCUACGUGUGGAGAUAAGCACAGAUAAUAGAAAAAAAUGGACAGUCGUCGAGCCUUGUGUUACUGCUGCUGAAGGAGUUGUUUCCCUUGCUCAGCAAGGAGCGACAGAUGUUAAUGUGUCUGUAUGUCUGGUCUACAGGCCAGAAGUUUGCGGUGAUCCUGUCAUGGCAGAAAUAAACGAACCAAACACACCGGACCUGACGGAGACACAGGUGAUCAUUAUAGGAUGUGUAUGUGCUACAAUACUUAUAGUUCUACUUAUAAUUCUAGUCUGCAUCAUCUGGCGGCGGAGGCAGAAAAACAAAAAUUAUACAAAUGAUCCCCACAGCCCUCGGACAGUGCAACAAGGUAACGGUGCUUUGCCCAGCCAGAAACCUCGAACUUACGACAACCAAGGUAUGACAACGCUAGGAGUUACAACGCAUGGUAGUCAUAGUAACCAGGGAACAUUAACACGUUCUAACAACACAUCAAACUAUACUAACAAUGCUAGUUUAGCUACAAGUAAUAUAUCAUAUGGUCUUCAUUUUGAUAAUAGAAAUGGUUAUCCGGUCCAGUACGUAAGCAACCCCGGGGACAAUUAUCCCAUGGGUGACCUGUCAUAUGAUUCUCAUUCAUAUGAUAAACAAUAUGAAUAUGAAAUGAACAGGCGUAAUGCAAAUAUCAGUGACCCCUACUAUAGUGAGAAACAAGGAGAUUUAUCAUUUAGUGGCGGCUCACCGCGUACUCCAACUAAAGAUCCGCAGCAAUUUAUUGGUGUUCCGGAGGAACAUAUAAAAGAAGGCGGAAGUUUCGGGAGCGGAAAUGAAAGCGGCUAUUCCACACCAGACAAGGCUAAACCUAAAAAGGUUAUAUAUGAAGUUGUCGUCUGAUCCAACCUGUUUUUAUACUUCUUGUGAGAAAGCCGUUGUAACAUUCUUGCCUCAAGUUUUGUGAAAUGUUCAAUAUCGUGAUGACCUUCAUCCCUCUCAUGUGCUUCCUGUUUCGUGCCUUUUUUCUCUGAGAACAUCCUUGAAAAAAAAACAACCUUGAA